AUGCUAUUAAUUCCUUUAAUUAUUAUAUUUAUAUAUUUUUCAAAUAAUGUUUAUUGUUUAUCAUGUUUUAAAUGUAUGACAACAAAUUUUGAAAAUGAUACAUGUUCAGAUCCAUUUCAUCCAAUGAAUAAUCGUCUUGAAAAUGAAUGUUUUGCAACAUCAAAUGGUAGAAAUGGUUUAUUUCCUGCAAGAUUUUGUGUUAAAAUAUCUGGUAUUAUUGUUGAUGUUGAUCGAAAUGUUAAUCGUUCAUUAUUACGUAAAAGACUUUAUUUACGAACAUGUAUUACAGAUAAUAUUAUGGAUUCAACACGAUCAUCAGAUUCAACAGGAAAUUUUCGUUUAAAAAAUUUUAAUCAAAUCAAAGGUGUAAGAAUGCAAGAUGAUUUAUUUCAUAUUCAAAAAUCAAUUAAUACUAUAAAUUAUACAAAUUCUAUUCAAUAUCGAUUAAUACAAAAUAAUAAUUCAUAUAUAUCAGUUAGUAUUGAUGAUAUAAUAAAAAAGAUUAAUCAAUUAUUAAAACCUAUAUCAAUAGAUGAAUAUGGAGCACAUAUUACACUAUAUUUCAUUCAUUGGAUUGAUUCAUUCAUUCAUUCAAGUCUCCGAUCGAUCAAUAUGUCGUCUAAUAUACCGUCUGUUGCCGUCAAUGGUGUUAACAAUGAUGAUCGAUUUGUCCUUGAAAUAGAUAUUGAAAAUAGAUGUUAUAAUGUAUUUGAUCUUAAUAUAAAAUGUUCUACAGAUGCAUUAAAAACAUUUCAUCGUUGUUCAGAUUCUAUACUUGAACGUGAUCCUGAAUUAUAUAAUAUAUGGAUUGAUGAUCAUCGAUUUUAUUCACAUGCUAUUGUUGAAGUUAUUGAAAAUGAAUUAAAUUCUUUACAUUAUAAAUGUUUAUUUAGUAAUCUUAAACCAUUACAAGGUUUUCGUUGGCUUGAAGGUUUAUUACUUGUUAUUGGAAGUUAUUCUAAAUAUUUAGAUGAAUUAAAUGAUAAUGAUCGUCUUGAUGCAUUAUUAAAUUUAUUUUAUUCUGCAUGGAUUACAUUUUUUAUUCAUAAUCGUUAUGCAAUAUUAACUCUUAGUUGUCCAACACCAUUACCUGAUGCUAAUAAUAAUAAUAAUGAAUGUAUAAUUGUUGAUAAUCAUGAUAAAAAAGUAACAAAUGUCAGUGUGCAUAAAACAGAAGAACAAAUAGCACGUCAUCUUGACAAACAUCUACCAAAUUUUGAUCGAAUACUUAGUGAAGCAAUUGAAAUUGGUCAUCAAUUAUCAUCAAAACGUUUACCAAAUCUUGAAAAAUUUGAAGAAUUUUAUCAAUUAUGGAAAAAUCCUUUGGCAAAUAAACGUAAAUCAUUAUCAACAGAUUUUAGUUUAAUAUUAGAACGUAUAACAAAUGAUAUAGAUUUAACAUCAAGUUCAGAUGAAACAAAUUUUUCACCAAAAAAAUCUAUUAAUUGGAAAAUGGUUUUUUAUGAUGAAUUUACUCGUUAUGCUGAUCGAUUUUAUUUAACAAAAAAAACAUCUCUAAGUAAACGACGUACAAUAGGUGGUGAACGAUUUUCUAUAAAUAAAUGGUCAUCAAAUAAAAUAAAUUAUUUUCUAACUAAAAAUAUACUUAAAAGAAAUUCGAACCAUGAAUAUGAAAAACAAAUCGAACAAUUAUAUCAAUAA
Rotaria sordida is the source of this 1662-nucleotide messenger RNA. Lineage: Eukaryota; Metazoa; Rotifera; Eurotatoria; Philodinida; Philodinidae. The record is from the annotation of a GenBank genome assembly.